Messenger RNA from Tarenaya hassleriana, 1138 nucleotides. RefSeq names its product 60S ribosomal protein L18a-like protein. The record is from RefSeq and is a predicted model, not a curated record. The coding region runs from base 476 to 796 and encodes 106 amino acids. The transcript is spliced from 6 exons. NCBI's taxonomy places the organism in Eukaryota, Viridiplantae, Streptophyta, Magnoliopsida, Brassicales, Cleomaceae.
GUCAUUAUCUGAGCAGAAGGCGUUCAAAGUUCCGACAAAACUCCUCUUCUUUGUUCGCCACCCAACCCCUUAAUGGUUGAAGAGCCGAAUUCUCCAUUGUCGGGUGGAAAACCAUAAACCCUAAUCCGGUUUCGGUCAGGUCGGACAAACUAACUUUUACCGCCGAUUUUCUUUGUUAAAAAACCCCGAAUUUUCAGUUUUUUUUAAAGGAAGAAAACCCCCCUGCAUUCAUUCUUCGGCUACGUGAAAAAACAAAUAAUUAAAUAUGCACAAAAUUUAAGAGAGACAAGAAAAGCGUGGAAGAGGAAAGGAUCGCUUUACAACCGAAGCAAGAAUUUCCCUUCCCGUCGGCCAUCGCUGCGAAUCACUCGGGUUACUCAGCAAGAGAAAGCAUUGUUGAGAAGGGGCAGAGACACCAUUGGAGUAUCCUCAACAUGGAUCAGAACAGAUGUUUCAAUAGGUGAUGCUUUAAGUGAUGAAGCUGAAAGGAGUCUCGACAGACAUCGAAGAACAGAACAAAGGUGAAUAUUCUCUCAUUCGCAAAGAUGAGGAGACGGAGUUGGGAAUGUUUGAUAAGCCCCUUCCUUGCUUCGGUUGUGGAAUAGGAUGGUUCUCGUUUCUUCUCGGGUUUGUAUGCCCUUUAGCCUGGUACUUUGCAACAGUCCUCUACUUCAUGAGCUACUAUCGAAGAGAUCCGAGGGAAAGAUCGGGUCUUGCGGCCUCUGCAAUAGCGGCUUUGGUAUUUACCGUUGCUCUGAUAAUCACGGUACUUGUUCUCGUGUUCUCACAUCACUAGCACACUCUUUUUACGAAUUCAAAGGAGAUGACUCUAAGACCGAGUGCCGGAGCUGCUCUUAUUUGUAUAUUUUCCGAAGUAAAAGAUGCUAUAGAGUUCUAAGCCUAGAUAAAGAAGCAUCGGUAUGAACACUUCUUUCGCUUACUUAGAAAAAUUCAUACUGGCUUGUCAAAAUAGAAACUUCCUGGACAAUUCCAGGCAUCUUCCUGGAUAAUUGCAUUAGGAUGUAACCGAAGUCAGAACAGGAACAGGUUAAAUGUCUGAUUGUGUUUCGUUAUUGGGGGCAAAAGACCAAAGCCGAGGAAAACCCUUUUCCUGCGGACAAGCAAGAGAAUUUUGAUU